UAUAUGAGUAUAGACCCGGCAAGAAGGGACGUGUACAUGUCAUCUCCACGGGAGACUAAAGAUAUUUCCUCAAACCUUUGCUGGUGGAAAAUUGGUCUCGGUGUUUCUCUGGCAGGAAUUGCUGCUCUGACUGUGGUUCUGAUCGUGGUCAGUCUUUCAGCUUUCCAGGAUUCCUCGCAGACGGACGUAUAUCCAAUGCUCUUCCCUGCACGCUUAUGUGGCUCAAAGGAUAGCAGUGUCCUGCAGAGUCUUUAUCAGCUCCCGAAAUACAAUUCAUGCACAUCGAGUGAGGCCUCAUGCGCUGCUGUUCCUUCUGAAAUCUGCGUAGAGAUCCCAAAGAGCCCCAUAAAUGCUGUGGUCAAUCAAACAGCUAUCAUUCCAGUCAAAAUUCAAGUCCCAAAGCCUGACUGGGAUUUCAUCGAGGUCCUCUGGCACCAUACCCGAGGAACUCCACAGGACUUCAUUCUGAAAUAUGGCCUGAGGUCAUGCAGUCCCAAGAGCAAACCACAGCUGUGGUGGAAGCGUGAAUGCCACCUCCUUUUAGAGGUUAUGCCAGCCCACCGGUGGAGAAUGUCGGCCAUGAUGAACGCUUGGCUCAUCAUCUGGAAUGUGGAGGUGAAACAUGCUGGAAGAUACCAAGUGACAGUCAAAUCUAACAACAUGAAAGAGGCAUGUAGUUUUGUGGACCUGAAAGUAACAGAAGAUAGCAAAGACAUAAGAAUGGAUGGACAGAACCGAACCCAGAAGCAGCAAUGAUUUCCCUUUCUUCAGUAUCUCUUCUUUGGUAUCCAUUCACGAAAUCUGGCUGAAGAUGAGCAUUUUUGCAAUGCUGGGAAGAGAGAAGAGCUGGCAUGUUACAGUGGCUGGUGAUACUGGGAUGGACAUUGACCUUGCAGCUGAGAUCAAGAAGACCCAUCUUUUUUUCCACGUGGUUUGUUUUAAAUAUUGAUCAUUUGUGUAACUAUUUUUACUUGUGAGGCCCCCUCAAGCAGCUCUCUAAAAAGGCGUCAAGUUCCAUAAACAAAGAAACAAUCCUUAUGAUCCUGCCAUCUCUUAGCCUCAGCUCAUUUCUUGUAAAAAUAGAAGUGAUUAAAAUAUACCACAUUUACUCAAAAAGAUUACUCUGAAUUUUAAGAAGACCCAGGACAUAACUGUCACUUGUAUGUGAAUAGAUCAAGAUUGGUAGCCGUGUUAGUCUGUCUGUAGCAGUAGAAAAGAGCAAGAGUCCA
Messenger RNA from Gekko japonicus, 1229 nucleotides. RefSeq lists its product as uncharacterized. The transcript is spliced from 5 exons. The coding region runs from base 4 to 756 and encodes 250 amino acids. The record is from RefSeq and is a predicted model, not a curated record. NCBI's taxonomy places the organism in Eukaryota, Metazoa, Chordata, Lepidosauria, Squamata, Gekkonidae.